CAGAAACGAAAAGUUGGGGACAUUUUCAAGGCAAAGGUGGGUAUAUUACGAGAACAAUGUCUGCUUUUACAGACACGGGCACACUUAAAGGUUCCUUGUCUUGACGGACACCUGUGUUUUCUACCUGCUUUUUGAUGGCUUGCUUUGAAAGCAAUAAGGGCAGUUUGGAGGAGGACAGCUAUGAAGGAGCAGUCGGUGGAGAGCUGUCCAGCUGCGCCUUGGCCAUGAUGGAGAAAGAACGAGAAUCCCUCCUCAGCCCUUCAGAGAGCCCUGGUACCUUCAUCAGCAGCUCCUCCAAUAGCUUCCAGGCUGCCCCUCUUCAGGGCUACGACGUGGAGUUUGACCCACCCUUAGAGAGCAAAUAUGAGUGCCCCAUUUGCCUCAUGGCUCUGAGGAACGCCAUCCAAACGCGCUGCGGUCACCGUUUCUGCAAGAGCUGCAUCGAGAAGUCCAUUCGCGAUACAGGACAGCGGUGCCCUGUGGACAACGAAAUGCUGUCAGAAGAUCAACUGUUUCCUGAUAACUUUGCCAAAAGGGAGAUCCUAUCGCUAACUGUUCGCUGUCCAAACUCUGGCUGCACCGAGAAAAUGGAGCUCCGACAUUUAGAGAGUCAUUUGGAACAGUGUCAGUUCGCCACGGCGCCUUGCUCACAGUGCCAGCAGUCGGUGAGAAAGAGCCACCUAGAGGAGCACACAACUGUUGAGUGCCAAAGAAGACCUGUGUCGUGCCCAGAUUGUGUGACAUCUUUUGUUUACGAGGAGAGAGAGCUUCACGAGCAGCAGUGUCCCUUUGCCAGCGUGAAGUGCCAGUACUGUGAGAUGGAUCUCAUCAGAGACCAGAUGGCAUCUCACUGUGACACAGAUUGCCCCAAAGCACCCAUCACCUGUAACUUUAGCAUCUUUGGAUGUAAAGAAAGGAUGCAGCGCCACAACCUGGCUCAGCACAUGCAGGAGUUCACUCAGAUGCACAUGCGCUACAUGGCGGAGUUUUUGCGUGGCCUCAGCCUCAACGGCACCACACCCAAGCCGCUGUGGCCUCUCGGACCUUCUGUUUCCACCGAGGAUCAGGGAGCUGCGGCGCCGGUAUCGGCCUGCGGCGGACCCAGAGGACCCGCGAGCUGCAGCAGCAACUGCACUCAGCCCAGCGAGGAGAUGCAGAGGCUCCGAGAGAUGGACGGACGGCUGGUGAAGCAGGACCAUCAGCUGCGGGAGCUCAUCAUCUUAAAGGAAACACAGGCCGGCCAGCUUGCAGAGCUCAGGCGCAGGGUUUCCAUGCUGGAGGAGACGGUGAAGGAGCUGGAGGCCCAGCAGUGCCACGGCAUCUUCAUCUGGCGCCUCCGAGGCUUCUCUGCCCACCUGAGGAACCAAGAAGCGGGCCUCCCCGUGGUCGAGCACAGCCCCGGCUUCUACACCGGCCGCCCGGGCUACAAGCUGUGCCUCCGUUUGCACCUGCAGACCCCCAACGCCCCACGCUGCUCCAACUACAUCUCCCUCUUCGUCCACACCAUGCAGGGGGCGUUCGACGGGCAGCUGACGUGGCCGUUUCAAGGGACCAUCCGGCUGGCCAUCCUGGACCAGGGCCCCGAGGGUCUGCAUCACAUGGAGGUGAUGGAGACGAAGCCGGAUCUGCAGGCGUUCCAGAAACCCACCAACCAGCGCAACCCCAAAGGAUUCGGCUACGUCACCUUCAUGCACUUGCACCAGCUGAGUCAGAGGGCGUUCGUUAAAGACGACACGCUGCUGAUCCGCUGCGAGGUGACGCCACGUUUUGACAGUACGGUUCACCGCGAGGGGCCGACGGUGCAGCCUCGAGGACCCGAAGCGUCACUUUCAAGGGACUAACGUCAAAGUCAUUUCUCUGGACACCUCAUCACAUGUACCAUCUUCUAGAGUUUCAGUUCAUUUUGGAGGAGGGAAAACUGACAUUAACAACCAUUUGGAAAUUGCAAUAGUAAUAUUUAUUUGUUUUCCAGACUUUUAAAUAUCAGUGAUUUUUUAUUUUCAUGUAAACAGCUUUGGAAGUAAUUAUUAGACUACUCUGUCUCUUUUUUUGCACUUCUAGGUGGAAUUAUAUGGCAUUUUUUAGCGACGCCCCUUAAAAAUCUUCUCGUUAUCUUGCAAUUCUCUUCUAUUAGGCAUAGCUGAUUGAUCAUUUAUCUGUUGACUUUACAUGUGCAGCUCAUGCACAGAAUAUUAUAUCACAUUUUAAACAUUUUUAUUGUAUGCAUUGAAUAAUUUUAAGGCAUUUUUAUGUCUUGAAGAUGAUCCCGCAAUUAGUUACCCACUAGGACAAAAUUCUAAAGAAAACAGCAGGUUGUCAAAUAAUUAUUUCCAAAGCUCAGUGUUUUUAAUUAAUAUUUCCAAUCUAUGUACUCACCCACACGGUACCAUCAAUCAUCAAAGCCUCGUAUGUUCAAAAUAUGUAAAUAUUCAGUGUUUAAUCAGCUCAGCGGACUGAAAAUCACUACAAGACUUUGCCCUCUUGUUGUGGUUGUCGGAGACAGCGUCGCAUGUCGAAAGGUACCCUGAGGAGUUUUUGUCCACUGGUGGUGCCGUGUAGCAACGUUUUAAAGAGCCAAUUGCAUUGUAUGUUAUUUUAUCUCAAUGUGUACUAGUACACACAAGGAGACGGAGACAUGGUGAUGUACAGUGAUGGUAGUGGAAGUUGAAAAUGAAUUGCUUGAUGCUGUGGAAGUGCCUCAAAACAAGACUGGUAAAGCACUCAGAGCACAGUACUCCUCCAAGGCUGUUGCAUGGCAUUGUCAGAAAUGCCUUUUUUUUUUUUUUUUUUUUUUUAUAGAAAUGCAGCCUUGUUUAGUAGUUAUUAAUGAUCAGAAAUCACGGCAACAUAGAAUGUGUUCAUUUAAUAUAGAUGUACCCACAAACAAAAUGACCUUGCACUGAGCACAGGCGUGUGUUAUGCAUGUGUACGUUAUGUACGGGUACCAAAUCACGUGACCUAAAUAUGUAGCUGGCGACAGGAAUUGAUGGGACUCAGAAACGCCCCCACAAUUUAAUCAAAUGUUCCUUGUAUCAUUUCUGAUGGAUAAGUCUGCAGCAGUGGAGUUGUAGUAGGAUCACAAUCCUGUGAUUCUCAGCAGGCAGGUGAUGUAGCAUUGACUUGUCAUAGUUACAGUGACACCGUGCCGCUAUCUGACAACGAUACAGGAAUUUUUAACAAAUUCCUGGAUCCAGACUAUAAGUCACAUCACUGCCAAAAUCUAAUCACUUGGUCCUCGUGUCAUUUCUGACCUUCCCUGAAAAUUUCAUCCAAAUCCGUUGGUCCGUUUUUGAGUGAUGUUGCUAACAGACAGACGGACAAACGUACAUCGAUCGUCACAUAACUCUGUCGCGUUCCUUGACGGCAUAAUUAUUUUUGUAAUCGCAAUUUAAGACCAAAUAGAGACCAAAUAGAAUAAAAACCUCUGGAAAAGCUGUAAUUUUAGCAUUCUGUUCCUGAAAUACGGAAGCCUUAAGAACCUGUUUUUCUGUGCCUUGUGAACAACUUUCAUUUGGGAAAAAAUCUAACAUUAUCUUGGAACAGAUGCAGCAGAAUCAACUGAAGGUCCAUCAUUAACAAUAGGACAUUCUUUGGUUUCGCUGUUUUACACCGGACUUUGGAGGCCAACAGCCUUCCAGUAUUACAGCACAAAGGUGAAGGAGGAGACGAGUAAUUGAUUUUGAGUUUUUGGAACGUUUCAGUGCAUUCGUUGGACCUCUUGUUGGGAAACACUGACUUAACAGUUUACACAAAAACUCCCCAGGGUACCUCUUAAGAAAGGUCAUUGUGAUGAAUAGAAUUAGUAAAGCUUGUGCUGUUGCUACUCAGUGUUUCACACUGCACUACUUCUGACUGUACUGCUCUUAAAGCAUCACCGUGGCUAAUUUAGUGAAAAAUAUUCUUGUAAACAUGGAGGACAUUCUGCUUACCAGGUUUGAUUUUUGCCAGAAAAAGAUUCAUCACCAAGUUGCUCUUGAAACUUUUGUGCCUUUCAGACAAAUUCCUGCUAAAUGUGACCAAUAUUUUAAACAUCCAUCAAUCAUUGCUGCUUUUUGUCUGUACUUCUAAGCAAAAUGCUGCCUUUAUGUAAUUAAUAUGCUGUAUUUCUUAGUCUUGUUUUGCCAUUUGUCACAUUGUUGUGAUGCCAUUUAAAGAGAUUUGAUUGUGCAUAGAAUGUUACACUGAAUGCACAGUUAAAGCUAAUGACUGUAUGGGUUGUUGUUUUUAAUACGAUCAUGAAAAAAGGCUGAAAUUAAAGCUAACAUCUUUUAAUCUCA
Messenger RNA from Amphiprion ocellaris (clown anemonefish), 4277 nucleotides. RefSeq names its product TNF receptor-associated factor 6 (gene traf6). Gene Ontology annotation, cellular component: plasma membrane signaling receptor complex. NCBI's taxonomy places the organism in Eukaryota, Metazoa, Chordata, Actinopteri, Pomacentridae. Gene Ontology annotation, biological process: regulation of canonical NF-kappaB signal transduction; tumor necrosis factor-mediated signaling pathway; protein K63-linked ubiquitination. Gene Ontology annotation, molecular function: ubiquitin protein ligase activity; zinc ion binding; tumor necrosis factor receptor binding. The record is from RefSeq and is a predicted model, not a curated record. The transcript is spliced from 8 exons. Bases 135 to 1841 code for a protein of 568 amino acids.